CAUAUUCAGAGGUAAACAUGCAUGCUCUAAAACAACUGCAUGAGCCUUGAGAAGGCUCCUUAUCAAUCUUGCUUGAUGUAGCAUUCCGGUUGAGUAAGAAGCCAUGUCUUGGGAUAUAAGUAUGUUCUUCUUUAGCUUCCUUCAUUCCCUUGUCCAUAUUAUUGAUAUUCCUGAUGGCUUCUUUGGUGAAUCUCCUUUCGAUAGCCCAACCGUACUGGUGGAGGAGCUCUCAUCUUCACUUAUACAAACUGUUGUACUUACAAUAGCCCAGUUUUUAAGGGGAAUGCUUACUUUUCCUCAGGCUCAAGCAGAGUCUUCUGUGUUUUAAAUAAUUAGCACACUUUGUUGGUAAGAGAUAGCCUUUGAAGAUGAGAAAGAAAUGAAUCCUUCUCGUGAGAAGGUACCAUACAAUAUUGUAGAAUCCCUAGAAACUUCUUUUGUCAUUUCUCCCAUUUUGGUUAUAUUUUC
Moneuplotes crassus is the source of this 468-nucleotide messenger RNA. The record is from the annotation of a GenBank genome assembly. Lineage: Eukaryota; Ciliophora; Spirotrichea; Euplotida; Euplotidae.